AGCUGCCCAGCUCAAGUGGCAGAUCGGGUCCGGUUCUCAGCACCCGGUGCAAUGGAUGAGACGCACAAGAAGUCUCUGAAAGAGAUCUCAGACCACUUUGCGAAGCUCCAGGAAUAUAUCGAAGAGGCUCCACACCGCAUCAAGGUGGGUUGCUUUGCUGGUGGUGCAGCUAUUGUGCUGAAUGGUCUCUUGAGCGUAAUUGAUAUCUUUGAUGUAUUGGAUGAGCCGAUCUACUAUGUGGUGAAUGCCUACAUGGUCUUUUUCGGGGCCGUCACUAUGGUCACAGAGAGUGAUCCCUCCUUCAUCACACAGCUGCACGACAGCCUCCUUCCUGUGCAAAAGUGGAUGCACGAGUGGGCUAAGGGCCUGACUAUGCUGUGGGGUAGGGGCUUGUUCUAUGUCUUCCAAGGAACACUCUGCACAUUGUGUUCCAGCUUGCUCAGCUUCGGCCUCAUCAUCGGGGUGUACAUGACAGUGAUGGGUGUGCUCUGCUUGCUGAUCCACUACAAGCGAUCGCGGGUGCAACCACCAGCUGAGUAUAUCAGAAUCCACUAGUAGAACCAAGCUCCGGCAGUGUGGCUACUGGCCAUGCCGAAAAAGGGCUGAUCGUCCCAGUUUGGGCGAGACAAAGAUAGCCCCCAGAUGGACACAAUCCAGCCAUGUCUAGCAUGAA
Messenger RNA from Cladocopium goreaui, 673 nucleotides. NCBI's taxonomy places the organism in Eukaryota, Dinophyceae, Suessiales, Symbiodiniaceae. The record is from the annotation of a GenBank genome assembly.